GGCACAUUCUGGAAGAAGACGGCUACAUGAUGAAUCUCCUUCUACUCAUCCUAACAAUAGUCAGCCCAGCACACGCCUGGCAGUCAAUAGAGGACUGGGGCUCUGGCAGCGUUGACGGCUCUGUUGGCGAGUUUGGACAGUGCGUUUGUAAUGUUUUCCUGCCUGAUACUUCAUUCCCAGCAGACCGUGUGGAACACAUGCAGAUAUCCUCAAAUGAACUUUCUGUAGAGGUCAAGGUUCAAAUCAACAAGGUGGAAAGUCUCAAGGGUCAACUGGUCAUUCUCCUCAGCGAGCUCUCCAAUUUGACUGCACGUGUGGAGAUUCUGGAGAGCGGACCUGACAAGUACAUCAAACUGGAGUUUGAGCUCCUGAGGAUCGAGCUGAGAGAAUUUGAGGCUCUGGUCACACAACUGAAGACAUCACUGAAUAUCUCGUCACCAGCCAUUGACAGUCUUUACACAGAGAUUCGGAAUAUGAGUUUACUUGUUGACCAAUUGGAGAGCUACGACCAGAGCAACUUGGAAGUGAUUCGCAUUGAGUUCACCAAACUUCAAAAGAAACUGGAGAAAUGUCAGGAUGAUAAGGAUGACUUCUCCAAUGCACAAAUAGGAUCCUGUAAGCAUGGAGGUAUUCUGAGGAUUGGAAAACCGAUCAUCAACCAGCUGAACGCAGACCUGAAUGCAGGUUAUAAGUAUGGAGGAUGGGGUAAAGACUCCAAGCCCUUGCCUGGCUCUGAGAAUAUGAACUGGUACUCGGGCUUUUCCGACACUCUGGUCAGCAGAAUCACACUCUAUGAUGACUAUUAUAAACUGAUCAUGAGACAGGGUUUUAGUACACAUGAGUUAUACCUUGUAUAUAAAUAUGAUUGGCGAGGCACUGGAAACAAUUACAUAGUGCGGGCAAAUACCCUUUACUAUCAGUUCAGAAGUCCUUUUAGCAUGGCGAAGUACAACAUGACCAGCAAAACAGCCGAGUACAAGGUGGUUCCAGAGGCUACGACCCGAUUCUCAUACCACUACUCGCCCAAUCAGAACCUGGACUUUGCUGCCGAUGAGACUGGGAUGUGGGUAACUUAUGCCACAGAGGAGUCAAAUGGUAAACUAGUUUUGGGGAAGAUAGACGAGGAGUCGUUUGCAUUAGAGGAGGUUUGGCAGACGAGCGUAUACAAACAGUCUGUCACAAACGCCUUCAUGAUUUGUGGAGUCCUGCAUGCAACCAGAUCAGUAGAUACUCAAACGGAGGAGAUAUUCUACACUUUUGACACCAACAAAAAUAAGGAAAGUCAUGUUAGCAUUCACUUUGAGAAGUUCCAGGACUUCUAUGUGUACCUGGACUACAACCCCACCGAUCAGAAGCUUUACAUGUACAACAAUGGUUAUUAUGUGAGUUACAAUGUGAAAUUCAGAGAUGCCUAGAUAAUCUACUGCUUUCAAAAUUGGUUUUUGAUUUAAUGACAAUUUCAUACUUGAAAUAUUGAAAUUGAAUAUGAGAACUCAGCAAUAAAA
Molecule: messenger RNA, 1505 nt
Organism: Xyrauchen texanus (razorback sucker)
Lineage: Eukaryota; Metazoa; Chordata; Actinopteri; Cypriniformes; Catostomidae
Gene: olfm4.2
Product: olfactomedin 4, tandem duplicate 2
Exons: 5
Coding region: 27-1415 (462 amino acids)
Biological process (GO): signal transduction
Source: RefSeq, a predicted model, not a curated record